Fusarium keratoplasticum is the source of this 681-nucleotide messenger RNA. Its product is annotated as NAD(P)-bd-dom domain-containing protein. The coding region runs from base 1 to 681 and encodes 226 amino acids. NCBI's taxonomy places the organism in Eukaryota, Fungi, Ascomycota, Sordariomycetes, Hypocreales, Nectriaceae. The record is from RefSeq and is a predicted model, not a curated record. The transcript is spliced from 2 exons.
AUGAAGGUCAUCGUGACGGGAGCCACCGGCUUGGUGGGCAGGGAGAUUGUGCAGCAGUGCCUCGCGGACCCUCGCAUCACAAAGGUCGUCAUCCUCACCCGGAGGGCCGUGUCCAUGGACAUUGAGAGCCACCCCAAGGCAGACGUCGUGAUGCUUCAGGACUUUUCGCGUUACUCGGAUGAUCUUUUGAGCCGCCUCGAAGGCUCUUCUGCGUGUCUGUGGGCCAUUGGAGGUCGUCCAGAUCAGCUCAACAACGACAAGGCAUCUCUUCACCACGUCAACGUCGAGCUGCCUCUCGCCGCAGCCAAGGCCAUGAGCGAGCGCAUCGCCGCCAAGCUACCCCCGGGGCAAAAGUUCAGCUUUGUAUUCUGCAGCAACAAGAGCGCCGACCGACACUCUUCAAAGCCGCUGCUCUUCCUGGGAGACCCGCGGAAACCACGGACUGAGGCGGAAAAGGCCCUCUGCGAGGUGGCCGACUCUCACCCGGAUGUCUUUAGCACCUGGAUCCUGCGGCCGGCUGCCAUCGUCACGGGGGACGCCGCUCCGAAGAAGCGGAGGCUCGUGGGGAGCCGGUCCAGCAACGGUGUUGACGUGCCGCAGAUGGCAAAGGCCUAUGUCAAGGUGGCCUGCGAGGGCUGGAAGGACCGCAUCAUCGAUAAUGAUGCCCUGCUCAAGAUGUAA